CCCAUUUCCCAUUCCAUCCUAGGGCUCGCGAGUCGCGUCCCCCAAAGUGAAUACAGAAACCUCCAGCCCCAGGCCAAUUCCUCGACCGCAUCGCCACCCACCCCAUCUCCAUGGCUACCUCCGCCCUCGCUGCUCUGUCCGCCACCGCGGCCGCCGCCGGUAAGCGCAUCCUCCUGUCGCGCCCCGCCUCCUCCUCCUCCCUCUCCUUCGCCUCCCGCCGCCUGGCCGCCGGGGCACCCCUCCGGGGGUUCCUUGGCGCGCCAAUCCGGGCCGUGGCGUCGUCGGCGUCGGCGGCCCCCGCGGCGGCGGCCAAGACCAUCGCGGUCGGGGACCGGCUCCCUGACGCGACGCUCUCCUACUUCGACACGUCCUCCCCCGACGGCGAGCUGAAGACGGUGACGGUCCGCGACCUCACCGCGGGGAAGAAGGUGGUGCUCUUCGCCGUGCCCGGCGCGUUCACGCCCACCUGCACCCAGAAGCACCUCCCGGGGUUCGUGGCCAAGGCCGGGGAGCUCCGCGCCAAGGGCGUCGACACCGUGGCCUGCGUCUCCGUCAACGACGCCUUCGUGAUGCGCGCGUGGAAGGAGAGUCUGGGGAUCGGGGACGAGGUGCUGCUCCUGUCGGACGGCAACGGCGAGCUGGCGCGCGCCAUGGGCGUCGAGCUCGACCUCUCCGACAAGCCCGUGGGGCUCGGCGUCCGGUCCCGCCGCUACGCGCUGCUCGCGGAGGACGGCGUGGUCAAGGUGAUCAACCUCGAGGAGGGCGGCGCGUUCACCAACAGCAGCGCCGAGGACAUGCUCAACGCGCUCUGAACUCGCGACGCCAUGGUUGGUUCGUCUCUUCCGGCAAGAGUUGGUUUCUUUUCCCUGAAAAUAAUCGUGACGGCAACGGUGGCUUGUGUUACUGCCGCCACUGUUGUGACCGGCGCUGUUACUAGUGCACUGCAGAGAUGCAAGUUUCUUGCGAACAUGGCUUUAUAGGUCUAGCUUCAUGCAAUUGUUGACGCCCUCUGUUUCAUGACUUGUCAUGGUAUGCAACUCUUGUCUGAGAAUUGAUCAUCUGCAUAGUACCACUACUAUCACAGGCGUUCUCUAUUA
Molecule: messenger RNA, 1097 nt
Organism: Zea mays
Lineage: Eukaryota; Viridiplantae; Streptophyta; Magnoliopsida; Poales; Poaceae
Exons: 1
Coding region: 111-812 (233 amino acids)
Biological process (GO): cellular response to oxidative stress; cell redox homeostasis; hydrogen peroxide catabolic process
Cellular component (GO): cytoplasm
Molecular function (GO): thioredoxin peroxidase activity
Source: RefSeq, marked validated